UCGGUUCGGAACAUCAGACAGUUCAAAUAGAGAGAAUAAAACGUUAUAACUCAUAGCUUUCGUAUCUUCUAAAUGCAGACUCUCAAGCUAAAAUUGGUGAAAUCUUGGCGUGAAUUAAAGAUCUGUAAAACAAUGGUCAUUAAGUCCUUGGAACGUAUUUUGAAGCUGUAAAAUAUGUAAUAGUUAAACAUGGCAUAUCCAUUGGACGCUCAGAUCAAACCGAUACAGAAGUUGUCGAAGAAUUCCAACCCAUACCACAUAAAGCGGCCGAUGAACGCAUUCAUGGUCUGGUCGAGGUUGCAAAGAAAGAAAAUAUCGAUGAUGAACCCGAAGCUUCACAAUUCAGAAAUAUCAAAGCGUCUGGGUUUGGAAUGGAAGAGUCUAGACGAAGCAGAGAAACGGCCAUACAUAGAUGAAGCUAAGCGUUUAAGGCUAAAGCACAUGCACGAUUAUCCAGAUUAUAAAUAUCGGCCGAGACGGAAGAACCGUCUGGAGACUACGUACAGCACGACAAUCUACUCACGAGAUUCCUUCGUUGAGAUGGAACCGAGAUCUGAUUACCAGAUGCCAAUAAGCUAUUCAGAUCCUCAAUACAUGUACAAUAACAUGAUCUAUUCGCCGAUCAGUCAGCCUUCUUUCGUGCCAGUGAGGAAGGAAGAAAUACCCAUAGAUGUACGACCUCUGCCGUCCAUUGAGAGCAUUUCUCCAAGGCCCUUUGCGGUGGUGAACCAGCAGAUGAUGGUGAAGGCGUACCAGAAUCUGCAUUAUGUGCCUGAUGAAGUGGCUAGGAUUUCGUAUUAUCCAUUUAGUGUUCAAUAGAUUUAGUAUGGUAUAUAGUCUUUAGAUUUGGUCUAAGAUCAGAAAAUGGACGUUUUUUAAAGACUCUUUUCGAUGAAACAUACUUUUGAUAAAUCUGCAUUAUAAUUUGUAGGAAAUAGAGAUUGGAGAUUAUAUUUAUAUACGUAUUGAUUAGUUCUGUGAUCUUGUAAAACUAGAUUCUUCCUUAUUUAUUCGCGUAGAAAUAGGUUUUUAUAAUGUUAGG
Molecule: messenger RNA, 1042 nt
Organism: Colias croceus (clouded yellow)
Lineage: Eukaryota; Metazoa; Arthropoda; Insecta; Lepidoptera; Pieridae
Gene: SoxB3
Product: transcription factor SOX-14-like
Exons: 1
Coding region: 190-819 (209 amino acids)
Biological process (GO): cell differentiation; regulation of DNA-templated transcription; anatomical structure morphogenesis
Molecular function (GO): RNA polymerase II cis-regulatory region sequence-specific DNA binding; DNA-binding transcription factor activity, RNA polymerase II-specific
Source: RefSeq, a predicted model, not a curated record